Messenger RNA from Amaranthus tricolor (Joseph's coat), 1869 nucleotides. Its product is annotated as dihydrodipicolinate reductase-like protein CRR1, chloroplastic. The coding region runs from base 163 to 1056 and encodes 297 amino acids. The transcript is spliced from 10 exons. Gene Ontology annotation, molecular function: 4-hydroxy-tetrahydrodipicolinate reductase activity. Gene Ontology annotation, cellular component: chloroplast stroma. The record is from RefSeq and is a predicted model, not a curated record. NCBI's taxonomy places the organism in Eukaryota, Viridiplantae, Streptophyta, Magnoliopsida, Caryophyllales, Amaranthaceae.
UGUGAAAUGAAAAGAAACAACUACAAUCCUACAAUUCCCUCCAAAAAAGGCCUUAUCUAAAUGACUAACCUUAUCCUGAACUACUAAACCCCAGUAUACGACUGAACCAUAGAAGUUCAAACAGCAAACAAAAACUGCCACACAAAAAAACUUCGGGAAGCCAUGGCAGGAUUGAGCUGCCAAUUUCAACUAGCAAGAUGCCAGGUUAAAUACCGCCCCCUAAUCUCUUGUACAAUGCAGCAGCCAGCCCAGAGUAACAUCAAGGUGAUCAUAAAUGGUGCUGCCAAGGAAAUCGGGAGGGCAGCUGUGAUGGCUGUGACCAGAGCAAGAGGAAUGGAAGUGGCUGGUGCCGUAGACAACUAUUGUGUAGGAGAAGACAUCGGAAAGAUAUGCGACAUGGAAGAACCUCUAGAAAUACCCAUUAUGAAUGACCUUACAAUGGUUUUGGGCUCAAUUUCCCAGUCAAAAGCAACAAGCGUUGUGGUUGAUUUUACUGACCCUUCAACGGUACAUGACAAUGUCAAACAGGCAACAGCAUUCGGCAUGAGAAGCGUUGUUUAUGUCCCACGGAUUGAACUCGACACGGUGGCAUCAUUAUCUGCAUUCUGUGAAAAGGCUAGCAUGGGUUGUCUGAUAGCACCCACACUAUCAAUAGGAUCCAUAUUACUUCAACAGGCAGCAAUACAAGCGUCUUUUCACUACAACAAUGUGGAGAUAGUCGAAUCAAGACCAACAGCAAGAGAUCUUCCAUCACAAGAUGCUAUUCAAAUCGCCAACAAUUUAUCGAAUCUUGGCCAGUUCUAUAAUAGGGAAGACAUUUCAACUGAUGUUGUGGCAAGGGGCCAAGUUCUAGGAGAAGAUGGUGUUCGAGUGCACAGUAUGGUCCUUCCAGGUCUCCCCUCUAGCACAACGGUUUACUUCUCGGGCCCAGGAGAGGUACUCACUUUAAAACAUGAGAUCACAGAUGUGCAAAGCCUGAUGCCAGGAUUAAUCAUGGCCAUAAGAAAAGUUUUACGACUAAAGAACCUGGUUUAUGGCUUGGAGAAAUUUUUAUAGAAGACCAAGUCUACUCUACAACAUGAGAAAUUGUCCAAGUUUGGAGCUCCUUUUCAUAAACUCUUGUUCAGCCUAACAGAAGUUGGAAGAAAGAGACUGACUUAGGGGUAAAAUGAAAGGAAAGAUAAUACUCCAACAAGUCAUAUGGAAACAGGGAAUAACACUUGGUCAUUCCUACUUCAGAGAGUAGCAAAACGUUAUUACUGAAUAGAUCACACUUACAAGACAGAACAGAGAAAUUCUUGUUUAUCCUGAGUCCUAACACCUACAAAAAUUUAUAAAAAGCAUAGUUCACUACUUAGCGUAAAUUUUUUAUUUGGUAAAAUUUAUAAUCUUGUUUAUUUACCCUUGGGUAAAAUGAAAAUUUAUGCUUUUUAUAAAAAAUAAGGGGAAAAUUUACCCUUGUUUAUAAUCUUGUUCACUUGGUCAUUCUGGCAUUUUUUAUUUACUUAGCGUCUGCAAAAAACUAUAUAUUAAUCUAUAUUUUCCCCUUAUUUUUUCUGUGUUGGAGGUGGUGGCACCUAUGUUUUACUAUCUAUCUACAGCAAGUCAAUAAAACCUUCAAAGUGAAAGUUCUUAUAGUUAAAAAAGGAUAGAUGGUACUAUUACCAAAUUUGAGAACAUUUAUUGUUAAUCAACAUUUGAAGCAUGAUCUCUAACACUAGUUUCUAUCUGCAUGAUCUUUUACAUCAAGUUGAGAACACUUCAAAAGUAAAAGCUUUAUGUUCUUUUAUAAAGAUUUAUGAAACAAAAGGAUGACACAAAAUUAACUCAAGACAUGUACAAUAAGCAACUGCCAUUGAUAAGUUCACC